UAUCCACUGACCAGUAUCACAUGAUCACAUCUUGGGCUCAAGUUUAGAACUCAUAGAGGGCAUGUUAUUUUUUCUGAAGUUGACUGCUGUUCAGUUACCGGUUUUUGAUUGGAUGCAGGCUCUAGUCAGGUUAACUUGUGAUCAGGAGCUCUGCUUUUGGGUUUGGUUAAAUCUACACUAAUCACUGACGAGGACUUAAAUUAGGUUUUUUUUUAACAGAUUUUUUAUAUGAUAACAAUUACUUGUAGCUCUUUUUAUUUAAUAUUUUACUGUGAAAUAAAUUAAUGACUUUCAGAGGAUGUUGAGUGUGAUGAAUUAGAGGAGUCAUCUAGAAACGUGAAUCCCAUCGUGGACUCAGUGAGUGUCCCACCUCCACCAUUGGACAAUGAAAACAAUGAACAUGCACCUCCAAAGGGCCCCACUGAAAAUCGCCAAGAUCAUGGCAUUCUUCUCGGCUGCGUUCUAUGCCGGACUAGCGGUUCUUCUCCUCAAUGUACAAACCCAGGCAAGAGCCGCUCCUCCUUCUUCCCCAGAAGGAUGCAAUAUCCCCGGAGACAAGUUUUACCUCCCUGGAGAAGUUAUUUACAAGGAAGGCUGCUCUAAAAUAAUCUGUAAGGGAAAUCGAAUACAAGUUUGGAAUGGAGACUGCCGACGUUCUUUAGGAGCACACAGGGAACAACUUCGACAUCUCCAGAGUCCCCGACGUCCCAAGCGGUACCUUAACUAACCAUACUGCCGCCCCUAUUAAACUCACUGUACCAAUAUCUAUCAAUAAUUUUGAGUUAAAGGCCCUAGCGAGGCGCCUCUUUGGGUAUACUAGAUUCUAACGCAAAAUUUAGUGUGACUUAGUCUUGAUGUGCAUUUAUAAUUAGCGCAAAAGCGCGUCUUUUUUCACUGAUUGAAAAUAAAAGUUGGGAUAAUCAGAUGGGUUAGGGUUAAUUCUCGGUAUUGAUCAAAGCUGUUUCUUUUGAGUAAAGUACACUUUCUUUCUAUGUUUUUUUCUUAAUUUUUUUUUCUUUCUCUACUGACGCCCAUCUAGUAUUGAAAGGAAACUGUUUACAGCCCUCUA
Orbicella faveolata is the source of this 1069-nucleotide messenger RNA. RefSeq lists its product as uncharacterized. NCBI's taxonomy places the organism in Eukaryota, Metazoa, Cnidaria, Anthozoa, Scleractinia, Merulinidae. The record is from RefSeq and is a predicted model, not a curated record.